Molecule: messenger RNA, 1500 nt
Organism: Ceratotherium simum simum (southern white rhinoceros)
Lineage: Eukaryota; Metazoa; Chordata; Mammalia; Perissodactyla; Rhinocerotidae
Source: RefSeq, a predicted model, not a curated record
AUGGGUCUCCCAGCGCCCCGCCCCACCGCCGCUCACUGUGCGGCACCUCUCCUUGCAGUGCUCUGCUUUGCCCUGACCCGCUCGCUGCUGCUGACGUGCCUGGUGCCGGCCGGGCUGCUGGGCCUGCGCUAUUACUACAGCCGGAAGGUGGUCCUUGCCUACCUGGACUGUGCGCUGCACACGGACAUGGCUGACAUCGAACAGUACUACAUGAAGCCCCCUGGCUCCUGCUUCUGGGUGGCUGUGCUGGACGGCAAUGUGGUGGGCAUCGUGGCGGCGCGGGCCCAUGAGGCGGACAACACGGUGGAGCUGCUGCGCAUGUCCGUGGACUCGCGCUUCCGCGGCAAGGGCAUCGCCAAGGCGCUGGGCCGCAAGGUGCUGGAGUUCGCUCUGGUGCACAAUUACUCUGCGGUGGUGUUGGGCACAACGGCAGUCAAGGUGGCCGCCCACAAGCUCUACGAGUCUCUGGGCUUCAGACAUAUGGGUUCGAGUGACCACUACGUGCUGCCCGGCAUGACCCUCUCACUGGCCGAGCGCCUCUUCUUCCAGGUCCGCUACCACCGCUACCGCCUGCAGCUGCGUGAGGAGUGACCGCUGCCCGCCUGCCCGCCUGCUGCCCCGGCUGCCCCAUCCGCCUGCGCCCGCCUGCCCGCCACCCGGGCCCGCUUUCAGACACUCACCUUGGUGUUUGUGUUGGGUUUUUCUUUUUUUCAACAUCACGUGGUUCUUUGGCUGGUUCUUGGGGAGUGUGGAGCUAUUGCUCAUCUGUGACUCUUCGGGGGGGGUCAGUUGUUUGCAGCCACGGUCCCUCGCCCUCCAUAGCCUGCUGGGGCCAUGCCCUGAAGAGUGACAGCAUGGACCACCAUGUGCCCACACAGCUGCCUGGCCCGGCUCGAGGGGUCUCUUCCGGCCCACCACCACUGGGGCAGGCCCAGUCUUGCCCACCAAGCACAGAACCUCUGCAACGAGGCCCUUGCCUAGCAGGCCCCUGGCCACCAGCCAGGCUGUGGCUCAGCCAUUGGUCCCCAGGAGGCGUGGCCUAUUGGGCUGGCCGGCCACUGCCCUGUGGGGUGCCGAGCUGGCCGCGGGCCCCGCUUUGCUCUGUGCAUGCUGAGGAUGUGGCCUGGCUGCAGCAUGCCGCAUGCCCACAGCCUCCCGCCCUGCUGCCCUGUCCAGACUGGGCCCAGACUGGUGAACGACCCUGGCCCCAGCCCUGAGCCAGCCUCGGGUGACCCACCUGCUCUCUGGAGGGCUAGGCUGUCCAUGCCACCCCUGGCUUCACCCAGUUCAGCUUUCCUUUGACAUCAUGUUUCCUUUUUUUCCUCUUGGGCCCACUCCUGCCUGCCCGGGCUUUGCUGAUUGGCGUCAUCACCCAGGUGUGGUUCCCAUAGCAACCUGUUGCACAGCCGUGUCAGGCCCUUCAGGAGAGUAGGGUGGGGAGGCACUUGUGGGGUCGCCUCUCCCCCAGUGCCAGCUAGAUCAUGGUGGCCUCUCCCAGAC